This is a messenger RNA of Sitophilus oryzae (rice weevil), 1311 nucleotides long. RefSeq names its product thioredoxin-like protein 1. The transcript is spliced from 5 exons. Lineage: Eukaryota; Metazoa; Arthropoda; Insecta; Coleoptera; Curculionidae. The coding region runs from base 132 to 989 and encodes 285 amino acids. The record is from RefSeq and is a predicted model, not a curated record.
UGUCAUUAAUUUUUGAGCAAAUUUUGAGUUUUGAGGUUAUAUUCGAAUAAUUUUUCGUCAGUCAUCUUCGUUUCUUAGAACGUUUGAAUUUCUAAAACUGUGUAAAGAAAAUAUACUUAUAUACCUUUAAAAUGGGUCUUGUUAAAGCUGUAACAGACGAAUCAAACUUUCAAGCCGAAUUAGCAAGUGCAGGUACCAAACUCGUAGUAGUUGAUUUUACGGCAACAUGGUGUGGCCCGUGUCAAAGAAUGGCCCCAGUUUUUCAACAGUAUGCUACAAAAUACCCAAGAGCUGUAUUUUUGAAAGUCGAUGUUGAUCAGUGCCAAGAAACUGCAGCAGCACAAGGCGUAUCUGCUAUGCCCACAUUUAUAUUUUAUAGAAAUCGAACUAAAGUAGAUAGAUUGCAAGGUGCAGACCCUCCAGGUUUGGAAGCGAAAAUUCAGCAAUACUAUGGAUCUGAGGAAGGAGAAGAUUCAGAAGGUGUAGCAGGUCAUAUGGAUUUAUCACCAUUUAUUACUAAAGCACAAUGUGAAUGUCUUAAUGAAAGUGAUGAGCAUCCUUUAGCUCAUGCCCUUACUUCAGGUGGAGGUUAUUUACAAUCAGAUUGUGAUGAACAACUUAUUAUUUCUAUUGCGUUUAAUCAAGCUGUGAAGAUUCAUAGUCUAAAAAUUAAAGCACCUGCUGAUAAGGGACCCAAGAACAUUAGAAUAUUUAUUAAUCAACCAAGAACAUUAGAUUUUGAUCUAGCUGAUAGUUAUACAAGUGUUCAGGAUUUGAAAUUGUCCCCGGAAGAUUUAGAAGACAAUUUAAUUAAUCUAAGAUAUGUAAAAUACCAAAAUGUUCAAAACAUUCAAUUAUUUGUAAAGGAUAAUCAGUCAGGAGGUGAUAUAACACAAAUAGAACAUUUAGCUGUUAUAGGAUCUCCAAUCAGUACAACUAACAUGGGAGAUUUCAAAAGAAUUACAGGCAAGAAAGGUGAAAGUCACUAAAUUGAGAGUUCCAUUGUUGCUUUUAUUAACUUAGGAAAUUAAACAGUCUUUUUUAAUAUUGUCUUCAUUUUAACGUACUAUUUAAACAAAAUUUAAAAUUUUAUUUAAAAAUAAAUUAAAUAGAACCAGGGUUGGGUAGGUAGAAAAUUUUAUAUAUUCUACCAUACUUUUUACAUGUAGAAUAUUAAUUUUCUACAUCAACUAAUUGUCUGCAUUUUCUACCUGACCAUGUGUAGAAUAUUAGUUAUGUAUACUAUUAUAUAUACCAUUUUUUUUAUAUUUGUUUAUGAUUAGUACAAGAAAUAAAUAAGAAUAAUCCUAA